UAUUUGGUUCCGCCAGUCACACUUUGUCCCCUGAGCCCCUGUACGAUGUAACCCGGCCCGGGCCGGGAUGCUGUUACUUGGCUACGAGCACCCCCAGGACAUGGAUAGCCAGGCCUUGGUCAUCCGCAUCCGUAUUCCUGAUGGCGGCGCCGUGGACUGGACCGUGCAGCCGACCACACAGCUGCUGUUUCGGGAUAUCCUGGAUGUGAUUGGCCAGGUCCUCCCUGACGCUACAACUACAGCAUUUGAAUAUGAAGACGAAGAUGGUGACCGGAUUACUGUCAGGAGCGACGAAGAGAUGAAGGCUAUGUUGUCAUAUUACUGCAACAUGGUCCUGGAGCAGCAGGGUGGCAGCCUUUUGAUUGAGCCUCUGCAAAUCUACCCACGUGCCUGCAAGCCUCCCGGGAAGCGGAACAUACAUGGCCUCAAGGUGAACACCCGGACGGGAUCAUCCAGCAACUGCAGCCCCUCAGUGUCGGACAGUUUACCCAGCAAUAGUCUUAAGACAUCUUCGGCAGAACUUAAGAAGAUUUUGGCCAAUGGACAGAUCAAUGAACUUGACAUCCAGAACCGUGACAUUCUUGGUCAUGGAAAUGGAGGCACUGUGUAUAAGGCAUACCAUGUACACAGUGGGAAGAUCCUGGCAGUGAAGGUCAUCCCAUUAGACAUUACUGUGGAGCUGCAGAGACAGAUUAUGUCAGAGCUGGAGAUUCUGUACAAGUGCGACUCUCCAUACAUAAUCGGCUUUUAUGGGACAUUUUUUGCAGAGAAUCGAAUUUCUAUCUGUACGGAAUUUAUGGAUGGUGGAUCCCUAGAUGUAUACAGAAAGAUUCCAGAACAAGUUCUAGGAAGGAUUUCUGUUGCUGUGUUGAAAGGACUGACCUACCUCUGGAGCUUAAAGAUUUUACACAGAGAUGUGAAACCAUCCAAUAUGCUGGUAAACACCCGUGGCCAAGUGAAGCUAUGUGACUUUGGAGUUAGUAUACAGUUGGUGAAUUCUAUCGCCAAGACCUAUGUGGGCACAAACGCUUAUAUGGCGCCGGAGCGGAUUGCUGGAGAACAAUAUGGAAUUCACUCUGAUGUUUGGAGCUUGGGAAUCUCCUUUAUGGAGCUCGCACUUGGGAGAUUCCCGUAUCCUCAGAUUCAGAAAAACCAUGGCUCUUUAAUGCCGUUCCAGAUAUUGCAAUGCAUUGUUGAUGAGGAUUCUCCAGUUCUUCCUGUGGGAGAAUUUUCUGAGCCAUUUAUCCAUUUCAUAACUCAGUGUAUGCGGAAACUACCAAAAGAGAGACCCGCUCCAGAAGAGUUAAUGGGUCAUCCGUUCAUCGUUCAGUUUGAUGAUGGCAACACGGAGGUGGUGUCGAUGUGGGUUUGUAGGGCGUUAGAAGAGAGACGGGCACAGAACAACCAGGAGUGAGAAGGCCUCACCAGGAUGGAGCAAGUCAGACCAUACACGUGGACUAGCUCAGCAGAGCUAGUGUCAUAUACACUGUGAGCAGGAACCUGUUCUUUGCUGAACAACCCGUCAUGCAGUAUACAGGGUGGGUUCAGUGUGGCCGGCUAGUAAUAUAUUCCACAUGCAUCGAGUGCCUGAAGAAGACGGCUCAGGACCGUGGAAAUACAGACCAACAGUGUUAAUCAUUGCAGCUAGGUAGCUCUUGAAAUAUCCAAUGCAUUGUAAGCAGGGCGGGUAAGAAGAUUGGGACUUAUCUAUAGAUGAAAAGCAGCUUCACUUGUUGUUUAUUACUGCGUCUUCCAGGACUUACUACAAAAAGUGCCAUAUGAAUACAGGCCUCAGGAGUAUCUUCUUUGCUUGAACAUAUGACAAUGACAGGUUGUAGGUGACAAGUGUAAUCUUAUUGCAGUGACUCUGGUGCCACCAUGCACUCCUCAGUAAUAUAUUAUUGUCUUGCACAUACCUGAUUUUUUUUUUUUCUGUCUAAUAAACUUUUUUACAGAUG
This is a messenger RNA of Bufo gargarizans (Asiatic toad), 1958 nucleotides long. It is a transcript of the gene MAP2K5, whose product is annotated as mitogen-activated protein kinase kinase 5. The record is from RefSeq and is a predicted model, not a curated record. The coding region runs from base 68 to 1414 and encodes 448 amino acids. The transcript has 22 exons. NCBI's taxonomy places the organism in Eukaryota, Metazoa, Chordata, Amphibia, Anura, Bufonidae. Gene Ontology annotation, molecular function: ATP binding; protein binding; protein kinase activity. Gene Ontology annotation, biological process: protein phosphorylation.